Messenger RNA from Penicillium diatomitis, 1368 nucleotides. Its product is annotated as PCI domain protein. The transcript has 2 exons. Lineage: Eukaryota; Fungi; Ascomycota; Eurotiomycetes; Eurotiales; Aspergillaceae. The record is from RefSeq and is a predicted model, not a curated record. Gene Ontology annotation, molecular function: translation initiation factor activity. Gene Ontology annotation, biological process: cytoplasmic translational initiation. Gene Ontology annotation, cellular component: cytoplasm; eukaryotic translation initiation factor 3 complex. Bases 1 to 1368 code for a protein of 455 amino acids.
AUGCCCGCUCCGACCAACACCCUCCUCAUUGAGGGCUCUUUCUCCGAGCUCGCCGAGGAAUUUGCCCAGUACAUCGACACCCUCCGCAAAGAGGGCAGCCUUCAGUCCGAAAUCGCCCCGCUCCUCGAGCCCAUCCGUCAGCAGGAACAGUCCGAGGGCGAGGCUGACCUCAAGCAGCGCGAUGAGGUCCUGAAGAAGCUGGUGGGCGCUGCCGCCGUGCUGAACGGUGCUCCUGAAAAGGAGAUUACUCCCUCUUACAACCUCCUUGUCCAUCUCAUUCACCAGUCCUCCGACGCCGAUGUUUUCCUUCCUCGCAUCUGCACCUAUCUCGCUAAGCCCAUCACCACCUCCCCUCAGUUCGGCCCAACUCUGGCCAUCUCCAUCCUGACCACCAUCUUCAACACCCUGAACACCAACGACUCGAGCCGUUAUCACGUUCUGCUGGCCAUCGUGGCCGUGAUCCGUCAAUCAGGCUCCGGAUAUGCCUUCGAGGCGCUGAAGCCUCAGCUCGCUUCACAGUUGCCCACGUGGUUGGCCGCCUGGGAGUUGGACGAGGAGGAGACCCAGAAGGUUCACCUGGCCAUUGCCGACGCCGCUACCGCCGCUGGCGAUGACGAUCUUGCGCAGACCCACGUUGUGCAGGCUUUGCAGACCAUCCCCGCGGCCGAGGCCACCAAGCCCGCUGCUCGUGACUUGGCGGUUCGCGCUCUCGCCUCCGCGCUGCGCCGCCCCACGGUGUUCGAUUUCACUCCUUUGACCGCUUCAGAUGCUGUUCAGUCGCUCCGCUCCAGCGAUAGCACCCUCUUCGAGCUGCUGGAAAUCUUCACCUCCGACACCCUCGAUACCUAUGAGGAAUUUGUCGCGGCCAACCCGCUGAGCUCCAUCUCCGGUGGUGUUCUCGCCGAGGCCGCCGAUGCUCUGCAGACCAAGAUGCGCCUUCUUACGCUGACUUCGCUGGCCUCCUCCACUCCCUCGCGCUCUCUUCCAUACGCUACUAUUGUCUCAGCUCUGCGUGUGCCCGCCUCAGAUGUUGAGAUGUGGGUGAUUGACACGAUCCGAGCCGGUCUGGUUGAGGGUAAGCUCUCCCAGCUGAAGCAGGAGUUCCUCAUCCACCGCGCGACCUACCGCGUGUUUGGUGAGAAGCAGUGGGCUGAGGUCCAGGGUCGUCUGAUGGUUUGGCGCCGCUCCUUGGAGGGUGUCCUUAGCGUUAUUCGCAGUGAGCGUGAGCGCUUCAUUCGCGAGGGUAUUCAGGCUGCUGCCGAUCAGGAAGCCUCUACCACUCAGGGCAAGUCUGGUGACAAGUCUCGCUCUGGUGGUGACCGGAGGCGCAACCAGCAGCCUCGCGAGGUUGAGCCCGUUGCCGAAUAA